AGGUUAGCUCCCAUGGCAAGCAGCUCUGAUGUCGUUCCUGCCUCUGCAAGGAAGCUGGACGGCAAGGUGGCGCUGAUCACCGGCGGCGCGAGCGGCAUCGGCGAGUGCACGGCGCGGCUGUUCGUGCAGCACGGGGCCAGCGUCGUCCUCGCCGACAUCCAGGACGAUCUCGGCGCGCGCCUCUGCGCGGAGCUCGGCCCGGCGGCCUCCAGCUACGUGCGGUGCGACGUCACCAGCGAGGAGGACGUCGCGGCGGCCGUCGAUCACGCCGUCGCCAGGUUCGGGAAGCUGGACAUCAUGUUCAACAACGCCGGCAUCGGCGGCGCGGCGUGCCACAGCAUCCGGGACAGCACCAAGGAGGACUUCGAGCGCGUGCUGGCCGUCAACCUCGUGGGGCCCUUCCUGGGUACCAAGCACGCGGCGCGGGUCAUGGUGCCCGCGCGGCAAGGCUGCAUCAUCGGGACGUCGAGCCUGGCGUCGGCGGUGGGCGGCGUGGCGUCGCACGCCUACACGUGCGCCAAGCGCGCCCUGGUCGGGCUGACGGAAAACGCGGCGACGGAGCUUGGCCAGCAUGGGAUCCGCGUCAACUGCAUCUCCCCGGCGGCGGCGGCCACGCCGCUGGCCACGGGCUACGUGGGGCUGGACGGCGAGGCGUUCGAGAUGGCCAUGGAGUCCUUUGCUAACCUCAAGGGCGUGGGACUGCGGGUCAAAGACAUCGCCGCCGCCGUGCUGUUUCUUGUCAGCGAUGACGCGCGCUACGUGAGCGGCCACAACCUGCUCAUCGACGGCGGCAUCUCCGUCUCAAACCUUACCUUCGGCAUCUUCAAGGAGUAACGGUCUAACGGAGACCGAUCCAUAUAAAUUAUGCAUCCAAGGAUCGUCUCACAUGGCGUGGUUGCUUAGCAGCUUAACGCCGACGUGCCAUUUAAUACGUCCCACCAUCAUUUAUGUUGCUUUAUUUAUUUAUUUUGUAACGCCGGAUGACCAAAAUCCAUCGCCCAUCA
This is a messenger RNA of Hordeum vulgare subsp. vulgare (domesticated barley), 1004 nucleotides long. Its product is annotated as momilactone A synthase-like. The record is from RefSeq and is a predicted model, not a curated record. NCBI's taxonomy places the organism in Eukaryota, Viridiplantae, Streptophyta, Magnoliopsida, Poales, Poaceae. The transcript has 2 exons. The coding region runs from base 13 to 834 and encodes 273 amino acids. Gene Ontology annotation, molecular function: oxidoreductase activity.